This is a messenger RNA of Diorhabda sublineata, 2088 nucleotides long. It is a transcript of the gene Uba3, whose product is annotated as NEDD8-activating enzyme E1 catalytic subunit. The transcript has 3 exons. Gene Ontology annotation, biological process: protein neddylation. The record is from RefSeq and is a predicted model, not a curated record. Gene Ontology annotation, cellular component: cytoplasm; nucleus. Bases 702 to 2033 code for a protein of 443 amino acids. NCBI's taxonomy places the organism in Eukaryota, Metazoa, Arthropoda, Insecta, Coleoptera, Chrysomelidae. Gene Ontology annotation, molecular function: NEDD8 activating enzyme activity.
ACUGCCGACAUCGGCUCUCGACUGGGGGGUGUCGGCUUUUCCUCACCAAUAGCACGACAGUCGGAUGUCGUUUAACUCACCCCGACAUUUGUCGGUCAAGUGAGUAGUCUCUCGUAUACUCUUCGUCUCUAUAGUAUCGUGUACACGACAUCGUUUAGACGACAGUCGGGUAAGUGUGAAACAAACCUAAGCGUUCACGGCGCCCAAAAAUACUCUUAGGCGUUCCACAUAGCGACUACGAUCGUUCUGGUCGCGGGACUCAUAACGUCAUGACUAUACUUCAAGACAUCCCUGUUCAAGGGAAGCAUUCUUGUGAUGCAUACCAAAUAUUUCACUGUCGCCGCAGAAGAUAUUUUGAUUUUACUGUAAUGUAAAUUAGUUAAGCACUACACAAAAAAAUACAGUAACUUGAAAUUAUAAUAUAACUCUUAAAGCUUUCGCUUUAUUUUUUCUGUUUUCCAUUCGUUAAUAUUUAUCUCAACGCUCAAAAGUCUCGUAAUCUAUUCUCAUGAGUUUACGAUUAUAAUGCAGUGGACUAAGUGGAACCGAAAAGAUCGUGGUUGUGAACGUGAUUGUCAUGAGUGCUUAGUGGAAUGCACCCUCAGUGCAUCGACUCAAAUAUUUUUUUGACAGUCUUAAAUUACAAAUAAUCAAAUAAAGUGAAUAUAAACGAUUUUAUUAGAAAAAUAACUAAGGUAACUAUGUCAGAAGGUCCGGAAUCGAAUCAAAAAAGAUGGAGUCAUUUAAGGAAAGUAUUAGAACGACCAGGUCCAUUCAGUCACCCCGAGUUUGAACCUUCUUCAGAAAUUUUAGAUUUCAUUAUGACUUCCUGUAAAAUACUAGUUGUAGGAGCAGGUGGAUUAGGUUGUGAAUUAUUAAAAGACUUAGCGUUAAUGGGAUUCAAAAAUAUUCACGUUAUAGAUAUGGAUAUAAUAGAUUUGUCAAAUUUAAAUAGACAAUUUUUAUUCAGACAUAAAGAUAUAGGAUCCUCUAAAGCUGAGGUAGCAGCUGCUUUUAUUAAUAAAAAAAUACCAGGAUGUCAAGUUACACCACAUUUUUGCAAAAUACAAGAUUUUGAUGAAAAUUUUUACAGACAGUUCCAUAUUAUUGUGUGUGGUUUAGAUUCUAUAGUAGCCAGGAGGUGGAUUAAUGGAAUGUUGAUAUCUUUAUUAAAUUAUGAGGAUGAUGUAUUAGAUCAACAAUCUGUUAUUCCUAUGGUAGAUGGAGGUACUGAGGGAUUUAAAGGCAAUGCAAGAGUUAUUUUACCAGGCAUGAGUGCAUGUGUUGAGUGCACUUUAGACUUAUAUCCCCCUCAAGUGAAUUACCCAUUGUGUACUAUAGCAAACACUCCAAGGUUACCUGAACAUUGUAUAGAAUAUGUAAAAGUGAUAAUGUGGCCCAGGGAAAACCCAUUUAAUGUUUGUUUAGACGGAGAUGAUCCUCAGCACAUUUCCUGGGUAUAUGAGAAAUCUUUAGAAAGAGCACAUCAAUUUAACAUACCCGGAAUUACUUUUAGACUUGUUCAAGGAGUCAUUAAACACAUUAUACCAGCAGUGGCUUCUACUAACGCAGUAAUAGCUGGAGUAUGUGCAACAGAGGUGUUUAAAAUAGCAACGAGCUGCUGCGUGCCUUUGAACAAUUACAUGGUUUUUAAUGACGUUGAUGGAAUUUACACAUACACUUAUGAAGCUGAACGUAAUCCUGAUUGCUUAGUAUGCUCUCAAACCCCUCAAGUAAUGGAAAUUAAAGAUCCAAAUACAAUGAAAUUGAAACAUUUGGUUGAAUUAUUGUCAGAAAGUGCUUCUUAUCAGAUGAAAAGCCCUGGUUUAACUACAACUAUCGAUGGAAAAAAUAAAACUUUGUAUAUGUCUACCAUUAAGAGUAUCGAGGAACGCACCAGGGAUAAUUUGAAUAAAAGUUUAGUAGAAUUAGGAUUAAAAGAUGGUCAGGAUAUUUUAGUUGCUGAUGUAACUUCUCCUACUACUUUGAUUAUUAAGUUGAAAUAUUCGGUAGAUGAUGUUGAAAUGAAAUAAAUUACUAUUUUUUAUAAAUAGAUCUGUUUUUUUGUCAUAAUAAAACUAAACCAUU